AUGACUCUCUCCGGCGGAUCUGAGUCUGCACAGCCCGCCGCCUUGCCUCUGGAGGAGGACGAAGUCGACGUAGUCGGAGAAGACGAGCCUGCCCGGCGGGGUCGCCGCGCCCGGCUGUGCACCACGGACCCGGGCUCCUCGGCCGAGUCCGGGGUGGAGUUAGACUGCUUCGAGUUGGACUCGUCCGGCGAGAGCGAGGUCGGCUUCUGCGCAGACGCGGCGCUCCCCGGCAGAGCGCCGGGCGGCUGGGUGAAGCCGCCCUACUCCUACAUUGCCCUGAUCACCAUGGCCAUCCUGCAGAGCCCGCCGAAGAAGCUGACGCUGAGCGGCAUCUGCGAUUUCAUCAGCAACAAGUUCCCUUACUACCGAGAGAAGUUCCCCGCUUGGCAGAACUCCAUCAGGCACAACCUGUCACUCAACGACUGCUUCGUCAAGAUACCGAGGGAGCCCGGAAACCCGGGCAAGGGAAACUACUGGUCCCUCGACCCCGCCUCGGAGGACAUGUUCGACAACGGCAGUUUCCUCCGGCGCAGGAAGCGGUUUAAGAGGCACCAGCCGGAGACCGGCAAAGACGGGCUGGUGUUUUACCCGAACUUCAGCUAUUGCGCGCCUUACGCGCACCAGUGCUGCGUCCGGGGCCAAGCGAGCAGCCCCCCGAUCCACUACAUGCCCCUCCGGGAGAGGACUGCGCUUCCUACUUCCCCUUACCGCCCGGCCCGUCCGAGUUCGAACUGUCACGCGAAGGUCGGCGCGCAGCGUUGCCUAGCAACCCCCGCGGAGCCCAAGCCCGUGCGCGGCGCGCAGGCCACGUGUUCGUUUAGCAUCGACAGCAUCAUGAGCAGGCCGCCUCUGUCCCCAUCGCACAGCUCGGGUGCUCGGCACGUCCUCCUUCGACCAGUCGCUUGCGGCCAUCUGCUGGCGGGCCCUCCUGCCACUUCGCCUGCGAGUCUUCUCCAGUCCCGGAGGACUCCGUUCUGUCCGCCUACGACGAUGAGUAACGCUGCCCCCUCACUAACGGAGCGACUCCAACUGUCGUGUUCUCGCUGUUAA
Molecule: messenger RNA, 1050 nt
Organism: Lampris incognitus (smalleye Pacific opah)
Lineage: Eukaryota; Metazoa; Chordata; Actinopteri; Lampriformes; Lampridae
Gene: foxd5
Product: forkhead box D5
Exons: 1
Coding region: 1-1050 (349 amino acids)
Biological process (GO): cell differentiation; anatomical structure morphogenesis; regulation of transcription by RNA polymerase II
Molecular function (GO): DNA-binding transcription factor activity, RNA polymerase II-specific; RNA polymerase II cis-regulatory region sequence-specific DNA binding
Source: RefSeq, a predicted model, not a curated record